AUGGCCCACAACGUAGCCUCCAUCGGAAUCAUUGGCGCUGGGCCCUGCGGCCUGACCUUCGCACGCUUGCUGGAGACGAACAAUAUCGACUGCGUGGUGUUUGAGAAAGACAUCGACUCAGCUCCCACGCCGAUGUACCAGGGCGGAACUCUCGACCCUCAUGGCCCUUCCGGCCAGCAGGCUCUGAGAAGCGCAGGCCUCCUUGAGGUGUUCAGCAAGCUCGCGCGGUGGGAUGCUACCAAAUUCGUCGUUCAGGACCCAACGUGCACCUUGAAAGCAGAGUUCGGGCGGGAUCAUGACGCUCCGGAGAUUGAUCGUUGCCAGCUGCGCCAACUCCUCCUUGAUUCAAUUCCAUCCCAUAAAGUGCGAUUGGGUCAUAGUGUUCAAGCAAUCGACAAGGGGUCAGGCUCGGACUGGAUCGUCAAGUUCAAAAAUGGCGCUUCUGCAUCUGGAUUCCAGCUCAUUGUCGGAGCUGACGGCGCGUGGAGCAAGGUUAGGCCAUUGCUUACUAUGGCGAAACCUGAAUAUUCUGGGAAGAUGUUCAUCGAGGGUCGACUUUCGCAUGGCAACCCGAGUUACUCCGCCGCGCUAGAACUGUCGGCACCCGGCAAUAUGAUGGCUUUGGGCCAUGGACGAACGGUCUCAGUGCAACAGAACCUGACAAGAACAAUCCUUGACAUAGCUGAUACCGAAGCUACACGACAAAAGCUUCUCUCCUCUUCACAAUUCUUCGCGGAUUUUGCCCCUGAGUUACGAAGCUUUAUUUCUGACGCUGAAGGUCCUUUCCGACCCUGGCCUCUUUACCGCAUGCCCAUGUCCUCCGUUAAAUGGACUCGUGUUCCAGGAGUUACCCUUCUGGGCGACGCCGCGCAUGUAUCGACGCCAUUUGUGGGCGAAGGAGUUAACAUGGCCAUGUACGACGCCCUCAAGCUGGCUGAGAGUAAGUCCAACGAGUAUGGAAAAGACCCUUCUGAGCUUGAGAAGGCCGUCAAAGAAUAUGAAACGGAGAUGUUUGGCCGCGCUCAAGACUUCAUUAAGCGCUGCAUCAUGAGUGAGGAGAUAUUCUUUGCCGAGGACGGGGCUCGGCGAUUCAUCAACAUCAUUAGCCAUGCUGUCGAUUUCAGCAAGAACAACUGUUUGUCGAUGGGGAGUGAGCCUGGCGGCUUGGUGCUAAGUGAUGUGCUAGGCAAACGUUAA
Colletotrichum godetiae is the source of this 1197-nucleotide messenger RNA. RefSeq lists its product as uncharacterized. The record is from RefSeq and is a predicted model, not a curated record. Bases 1 to 1197 code for a protein of 398 amino acids. The transcript has 3 exons. NCBI's taxonomy places the organism in Eukaryota, Fungi, Ascomycota, Sordariomycetes, Glomerellales, Glomerellaceae. Gene Ontology annotation, molecular function: FAD binding.